This is a messenger RNA of Panicum virgatum (switchgrass), 568 nucleotides long. Its product is annotated as zinc finger protein ZAT18-like. Lineage: Eukaryota; Viridiplantae; Streptophyta; Magnoliopsida; Poales; Poaceae. The transcript is spliced from 2 exons. The coding region runs from base 1 to 480 and encodes 159 amino acids. The record is from RefSeq and is a predicted model, not a curated record.
AUGGAGCAUUCCUGUAACGAUCUCGUCCUCCAUGUUCAUGGCGGAGAAGAAGAAGAAGAGCAGUACGGCCACCGAUCGCCGGCGUGCCUCGACGCCGCCGCCGCGGCCUUCCUCUCCCUGUCCGGCGGCUCGUCCUCCGAGGAACGUCGCCGGCGAGGGCGGGAGCGGUUCGAGUGCCGGACGUGCGGGCGGCAGUUCGCGACGUUCCAGGCGCUCGGCGGCCACCGGACGAGCCACCUCCGGCGGCGCCCGACGGCGGCGGCGAAGCGCCACCGGCCCAACAAGCCCGUGGCGGCCCACGCGUGCGGCACGUGUGGGCUGGGCUUCUCGACGGGGCAGGCUCUUGGAGGCCACAUGAGGCGGCACCGCCGGCCCAGUAACAGCUGUAUGGAUUCUGAUGACGUGGACCUUACGCAGAUGAUCGUGUACGAGAGGCCUCGUUCGUCCUCCUCGUUGCAGCUGCUCCACCUCUUCGUCUAGACUAGAUCAUCAUCCUCUCUACAAGUCUUCUUCUUUUUCCAUUCAGUGUGUAUUGUUGUGAUGAUGAGCAAAGCAUUUAGAAACUAAA